AUGUUGAUCAAAUUUUUUCCGCUCAUCAAGGAAAAGCCGUUGAACGAGCUGGUUCAAUCGCGCGAUGCUUUUAUUUACUUAGAGAGAGUCAUGUGGACCUUGGGAUGGACAGAGCCUUACGAAAAAAGAUGGGCAGUGGUUUACAAGGUAUUUUCCUUUAUGACAUCCAUUGGGUUCUUUAUCCUACUGCCGCUAUCGAUAUGCGUGGAAUAUGUCAACCGCUUCAAGAGUUUCUCGGCUGGCGAGUUCCUGAGUUCUCUUGAGAUCGGGGUAAAUAUGUGUGGAUGCUCCUUCAAGAACACCUACACUUUGUUGGGACGCAGGAAAGUGCGAAAGGCCAAGCUGAUCCUGGAUCGUCUGGACGAAAGAUGCCUUCGGGAUGAGGAGAAGUCCUUGGUGCAUCGCUAUGUGGCUCUAGGAAACUUUAGCUACACCGUUUACCACACGUGCUACUGGGUCUUUGUGAUCACAAACUUUAUAGGUUUCCUGCUGAUAGGUCAUCACGCCUGGCGCAUGUACAUUCCGCUGCUCAAGUCCGAUGAGCACUUUCUCAUAUCCAGUGUCGCGGAAUUUUUGCUAAUGCUCUACGUGGUGACCAUGGCUCAGUGCUCGGAUGUGUGUCCGACGAUCAGCAUGUUGAUGGCUCGAUGUCACAUCAUCCUGCUCAGAAAUCGGAUGAUGCGUCUGCGAUCGGAUCCGGAGAAAGGAGACGAUGAGGACUUGGAGGAGCUGACAAAGUGCAUACAGGAUCAUCGUUUGAUAUUGGACUAUGUUAACACUCUGCGGCCCGUCUUUUCGGGGGUCAUUUUCGUGCAGUUUCUUCUGAUUGGCGUCGUUUUGGGUCUCUCGAUGAUCAACGUAAUGUUCUUCUUGUCAUUUUGGACCGGCCUUGGCACUUGCCUCUUCAUGUUCGACGUUUGCAUGGAAACAUUUCCCUUCUGCUAUCUCUGCAAUAUAAUUAUCGAUGAUUGCCAGGACCUUGCCGACAGUCUUUUCCAAUCAAAUUGGACGAGUGCCAGCCGUCGCUACAAAUCCACUUUGGUUUACUUUCUUCAUAAUUUGCAGCAGCCCAUUAUCCUUACGGCAGGUGGAAUUUUUCCAAUUUGCAUGCAGACAAACCUGUCUAUGGUUAAGCUUGCCUUUUCUGUGGUAACCAUUAUAAAGCAAUUCAAUUUAGCCGACAAGUUUAAAUAA
Drosophila biarmipes is the source of this 1194-nucleotide messenger RNA. Its product is annotated as odorant receptor 22a-like. Gene Ontology annotation, molecular function: odorant binding; olfactory receptor activity. Gene Ontology annotation, cellular component: plasma membrane. Gene Ontology annotation, biological process: sensory perception of smell; detection of chemical stimulus involved in sensory perception of smell. Lineage: Eukaryota; Metazoa; Arthropoda; Insecta; Diptera; Drosophilidae. The transcript is spliced from 4 exons. The coding region runs from base 1 to 1194 and encodes 397 amino acids. The record is from RefSeq and is a predicted model, not a curated record.